This is a messenger RNA of Olea europaea var. sylvestris, 2767 nucleotides long. RefSeq names its product pentatricopeptide repeat-containing protein At5g04780, mitochondrial. Gene Ontology annotation, molecular function: protein binding; zinc ion binding; RNA binding. Lineage: Eukaryota; Viridiplantae; Streptophyta; Magnoliopsida; Lamiales; Oleaceae. Gene Ontology annotation, biological process: RNA modification. The record is from RefSeq and is a predicted model, not a curated record. The coding region runs from base 233 to 1969 and encodes 578 amino acids. The transcript has 2 exons.
GUUAGAAACACUUCGCCCGACUUAUAAUAAUGUUGUUUUUCUUUAAUCCAUGUUUCAGUUUUAAGCAUUUCUAACUUAAAAUUGUUGAAAAUAGCGACAUGACAUGGAAAUUUAUUCGUUGCAUCACAGGAAUGGGCAAAUGAGCGUGUCACGGGAUGCAUGCUUUACGUAGAUUCAGUAGACGUAGAAUCGAUUUUGAUUUGCAGUACAGAAACACUUCAUCUGUUGUCAAAUGCUAUCAAGGCGAGCAUUGCAAGAUAUCGUUCAAAAAUGUGCAAGACAAAGAGCAAUCACGCAAGCCAAGGCUGCCCAUGCACAGAUUAUUCACUUUGGUUUUCAAUCAGACACUAUGACUUCGAACAUGCUUAUUAAUUUGUAUUCGAAAUGCAGCCUCGUUGACUACUCCCGCAAAGUGUUCGACGAAAUGCUUGAAAAAAGUCUGGUUUCUUGGAACACCAUGAUUGCUUCUUACACCCAUAACAUGAAUGAGCAAGAAGCUCUGAAUCUUUUUGUGAGAAUGCGAAGAGAAGGGUCUCAGUUUAGUGAAUUCGCUCUUUCUAGUGUUCUCUGCGCUUGUGCUGCCAAGGUUUUAGCAUUUGAGAGCAAACAGCUGCAUGCUUUUGCUGUGAAGGCAUCGAUCGAGUCGAAUGCUUUUGUGGGCACGGCUUUGCUUGAUGUUUAUGCCAAGUGCAAGUUGAUCAGUGAUGCUUUACAGCUCUUCGAGUCUAUGUCAGAAAAGAGUGAUGUCACUUGGAGUUCAAUGAUGGCAGGGUUUGUGCAAAAUGAACUUCACGAGGAGGCCUUAGUUUUGUUUCAAAGGGCACACAAGACUAAUUUGGAAACUAAUAAGUUCAUUAUUUCCUCGGUUCUUUGUGCUUGUGCUGCCUUGGCUGCUUUAAUAGAAGGAAAACAAGUGCAUUCCGUCGUUUGUAAAAGUGGUUUAGGUGCAAAUAUUUAUGUCGCUUCUUCUCUCAUAGAUGUGUAUGCAAAGUGUGGAGACAUUCAAGAGUCUUAUGUUGUGUUUUCUAAUGCAGAGGAUAAGAAUGUUGUUUUAUGGAAUACAAUGAUUGCAGGUUUUGCCAGACAUGCUAGACCUUUAGAGGCCAUGGUGUUAUUUGAGAAAAUGCAGCAGAUAGGCUUGUACCCAAAUGAUGUAACUUAUAUAUCUGUUUUAUCUGCAUGUGGUCAUAUGGGGUUGGUCAACAAGGGACAGAAAUAUUUUGACAUGAUGAAGAAAGAACAUAAUUUGUCACCCAAUAUCUUUCACUACUCAUGCAUGGUUGAUAUUCUUGGUAGGACAGGCCUAAUCAAAGAAGCUAAGGAUUUAAUUGACAAAAUGCCAUUUGAUGCUACUGCUUCCAUGUGGGGAUCCCUUUUGGCCUCCUGCAGGGUCUAUAGGAAUGUUGAGUUGGCUGAGCUAUCUGCUAAAAUGUUGUUUGAGAUUGAACCUAAUAACGCAGGAAAUCAUGUAUUGCUUUCCAACAUAUAUGCUGCACACGGAAGGUGGGAGGAUGUUGCAUCUGUCAGGAAGCUUCUUAAAAACAGCGAAAUCAAGAAGGAAAGAGGAAAGAGUUGGAUUGAAAUCAAAGACAAAGUUCAUUGUUUCAUGGUUGGCGAGCGAUGUCAUCAAAGGAUUGCUGAGAUAUAUUCAAGGUUGGAUAAAUUGCUGGAAGAGAUGGAGAAUUCAGGAUACAAAGGGGAUAUUGAUCAUGAUCUACAUGAUGUUGAAGAGAGUUACAAAAAGGAACUUCUGAAGCACCACAGUGAGAAGCUGGCUUUUACUUUUGGGCUAAUGUGCUUACCUUCUGGUGCACCUAUAAGAAUUAUGAAAAACCUCAGGAUAUGUGGGGAUUGCCAUGCUUUUAUGAAGGCUGCUUCAAUUUUAACGAGAAGGGAAAUCAUUGUAAGGGAUAACAAUCGGUUUCACCAUUUUAUUGAAGGGCAUUGUUCAUGUAAAGAAUUUUGGUAAUAUGAAGCAUGGCAUAGAAAGCUAGUUUCUAAUUAUGUACUUCAUCUCAUCUGUAAGAGGGUUGGAUCUACAAUUUUCGGGCAAUAUAGCUGAAAAAUGAUGUUUUCAGCAAUUUGACAGCUAUAAAUAUCAAAGACAAACCCUUCUAAGUUCAUGAGAACUUGCAUUUUCAUCCACCGAAAGAGCUAAAUACGUGUUUUUCUGGGGACAUUAGCAUCAUUGAACUUCCAUCUGCAGAUGGUUAGGUUGAGGAUGCCAACGAGAUACCAACAAAGGUUUGGCACGAGAAUGUACAUGUUCGAAAAGGAUGAGGGUGACAGAGGUGCAUUGUGAUUGAGGACUCCGAUUGUGCUGUUUUUAAUAGAAAAUUGCUUGAACAUUUCUUCAGCAAAGAACUUUCACUCUACAUUUGAUUUAUUUUUGAUACAGCAAGAAAUGAUUCAAUUUGUGAAGUCUAUGAUUCAUGUUCUUGGCUUACGUAUCCAUCUUCAUGUCUCGAACCUCGACUCCACCAAGGUGUAUUGUGGGAUCUGUGGCUCCGACUCCGAAUAUUACUGCUCCAAGGUGUAUUUAUGGCUUAUCUGAUAAGUUACACUGAAUUAGAUGGAGAACUCCCGAGCCUUGAGAUAAACUGAAUCAGAAGGUGAUCACAUUGACAGGUACUUUCGCUGGUCUAAAAGUAAUCAGAAUUGCAAUGGAUAGUAAAAAACCAUAUUGUUCAUGACAAGGUACAGGUGGGAUUAUUGACUUUUGUUUUUUAUAAUUGAUUUCAUCUAAGUAGAUAUCAACAUUUAACAA